AUGGCGUCCAGAUUAGAGAAAGAACUCUGCUGUCCGGUCUGUCAAGAUAUCUUUAAAGAGCCUGUCACUCUGUCAUGUCACCACAGCUUCUUUAAAGACUGUCUGCAGAGCUAUUGGACGGAGAAACAAACCAAAGAGUGUCCACUUUGUAAGAGAAGAUCUUCAAUGAGAUUCCCACCUGUUAACUUUGCUCUAAAGAGCGUGUGUGAGAGUUUCUUACAGGAGAGAGAUCAAACAGCUUCAGAGGCUCUCUGCAGUCUGCACUCUGAGAAACUCAAACUCUUCUGUCUGGACCAUCAGCAGCCAGUGUGUCUCGUCUGCAGAGACUCAGAAAAACACACCAACCACAGAUUCAGACCCAUCGAGGAAGCUGCACGACAACUCAAGAAGGAACUUCAGGAAACUUUGGAGCCUUUAAAGAAGAAGUUGAAGGUUUCUGAUCAAGUUAAAGUGAAGUUUCAUCAAACAGCAGAACACAUUCAGGUCCAGGCCCGACGCACAGAGAGGCAGAUUAAGGAGCAGUUUAAGAAGCUCCACCAGUUUCUAGAAGAGGAAGAGGAGGCCAGGAUGGCUGCACUGAGGGAGGAAGAGGAGCAGAAGAGUCAGAUGAUGAAGGAGAAGAUGGAGGCUCUGAGCAGAGAGAUAGCAGCUCUUUCAGACACAGUCAGAGCCACAGAGGACCAGCUGAGAGCUGAACACGUCUCAUUCCUGCACAACUACAAGGCUGCAGUGGAAAGAGUCCAGCAGCGCCUCCUGCUGGAGGAUCCACAGCUGCUCUCAGGAGCUCUGAUAGACCAGGCCAAACACCUGGGCAACCUGGCCUUCAACAUCUGGAACAAGAUGAAGGAUAUGGUCUCCUACAGUCCUGUCAUCCUGGACCCAAACACUGCUGGUACAGAAAUCAUCCUGUCUGAAGAUCUGACCAGUAUGAGACGAGGAAAAGGACAGCAGCUUCCUGAUAAUCCAGAGAGGUUAUUUUACUGCAGACCUGUUCUGGGCUCUGAGGGCUUUAACUCAGGGACUCACAGCUGGGAGGUCCAGGUUGGAGACGGUACAGGCUGGGCACUGGGUGUGUUAGCAGAGUCCGUCCAGAGGAAGCGACACAUAACUUCUGGAUUAUGGAGAAUACGGUUCCUUGAUGGUACAUUUAGAGCAGUGCACCCUUCACAACAACACACUAAUCUCCCAGUGAAGAAGAAGUCUCAGAGGAUCAGAGUGAAUCUGGACUGGAACAAAGGAACGCUGUCGUUCUCUAACGCUGAAACUAACACACACAUAUAUACCUUCACACACACUUUCACUGAGAGGAUGUUUCCAUAUUUUAGCAACAGGUUUAAUGUCCCACUGAAGAUCUCACCAAUGAAGGUCUCUGUGACUGUAGAACCAUAG
This is a messenger RNA of Centropristis striata (black sea bass), 1389 nucleotides long. RefSeq names its product nuclear factor 7, brain-like. The transcript has a single exon. Gene Ontology annotation, molecular function: zinc ion binding; protein binding. The record is from RefSeq and is a predicted model, not a curated record. The coding region runs from base 1 to 1389 and encodes 462 amino acids. Lineage: Eukaryota; Metazoa; Chordata; Actinopteri; Perciformes; Serranidae.